Messenger RNA from Effrenium voratum, 1114 nucleotides. Lineage: Eukaryota; Dinophyceae; Suessiales; Symbiodiniaceae. The record is from the annotation of a GenBank genome assembly.
GCGAUUGAAUAGCAACUUGGUACGCGCUGUAACGCGCGGGUGGCCAUGCAAAGCGAACUUGGCGAUGGCUGGUGGCCUCUUCGGCAAUCCUUUCGCCUCGCCUGAUGAGGACUCCGACCGGGAGGAGGAGAAGAAGGUGGACGAGCUCCUGGCGAGGAUGAAUGAGCUGAUGGCCAUGGUCUCUAGCGCCACCGGCGACCCAGAGGCAACCGCGGCGUCCAGGCGGCGCGCCUCGACACUUCGCAAACGCUCCUGGGAGAAGCGGAUGAUCCGAGGCCCCGUGGCGAGCGGCUCCAAAGAGGCGAGCGGCUCCGAGGAUUGGGACCCGGCCAUGGAGGAGGACGGCUUCGAGGCGGCCGAGGCCGGCGAAGGCUUGGGCCCCCGAGACUCGGGGGCCCCGGUGCGGCUCCUGAUGCGGGAGCUCCUGCAGCGCCGCUCCCAGGCGGAGGAAGUUGCAGAACUGGCGAAGCUGGUGUCUUUGCAGUGCAUGCAGCUGGAGGUCAAGGGCCGCAGGACGGAGGCGGCGGAGCGGCGGUGCCAGGCCAUGGAGCGCCGGGCGGUGACGGCGGAGCGCUACGCGGCGGCGCUGGAGAGGGAGCUGGCCUUGAGUUGCGGGUCGGUGCGGACGCUAGAGGUCGAGAAGAGGAGUUUGGAAGCCGACAAUGCCGCUCUCAAGGACCAACUGCACUCCAAAUCCAAGGAGGAGGGCGCGGAGCAGCUCCACAGCGAGGCCACGCGGCUGCUGGAGAAGCUGAGCCAAGCCCCCUCCCCGAGAGCGCGGGGCACAAAGGCUGAGGAGACCCCCGAAAAGCGGAAGAGCAACGGCCAGGGGAAGCUGAAAAGCGUUCGGUCCAGCAGUUGCGAAGGUGGAGUGCUGAACUCCUGGCCGCUCACGCCGGACCAGAAAGGACCGAGGCCGGCACGGCAUACCCUGGGCACGCCAAAGGCGCCGGGGUAUGGGGCAGCCUCUGUGCCAGUCCCUUGGCUGACCGGUAGCACGUGCCAGCUGCCGAAUGCCAUAGAGCUGAGCCCCAGGCGAAGGCCCUUUGCCAGUCAGCCGCCGCAGUUCUUCCGAAGGCCCUAGGAUGGUCACAGGGCUGUGGCAAUGAGGCCU